This is a messenger RNA of Cicer arietinum (chickpea), 820 nucleotides long. RefSeq names its product dirigent protein 21-like. Lineage: Eukaryota; Viridiplantae; Streptophyta; Magnoliopsida; Fabales; Fabaceae. The record is from RefSeq and is a predicted model, not a curated record.
UAUUAUAAGAUUAUUCUAUUCACAAUGGCUACCCCUCUUGGUUUCUUCUUUCUCUUUACUCUCACUCUCAUAUGUACUCAAUUUUCCACUACAAAUGGAUUAUUCUCCGAACAAUCCAACAUCAUGUUACCAACAAAUCAACAAAACACUGAAAAAUUAACCCAUUUACAUUUUUUUUACCAUGACAUCUUAGAAGGAAAAAAUCCAACGGUUGUACAAAUUAUAGAUCCAUCAACAUCACCUAGUGGAUUUGGAGCAACUUUUAUGAUGGACAAUCUUUUAACUGAAGAACAAGAUUUAACCUCAAAACAUGUUGGUAGAGCUCAAGGGAUGUUUGGUUUGGCAUCAUUGGAAGACCGUGGUAUGGUUAUGUUAAUUAAUUUAGCUUUUACCGAAGGUGAAUUUUCCGGUAGUACUCUUAGUAUGCUUGGAAGGAAUCCUGUUCAAGACACUGUUAGAGAAUUGCCUAUUGUUGGUGGUACGGGUGUGUUUAGAUUUGCUAGGGGGUAUGCUAUUGCUAAAAGUCAUUGGGAAAUUUCAACAUCUGAACAUUUUGUUGUGGAGUAUGAUAUCACUGUUUCUCAUCCAUAGAUUCUUUUUUUAGGAUUAUUAUUACUAUGGUGUUGUCUAAACUUUUGUGGGAGACUUGUAUCGCUGCCAAAUAAUUGUGUAUCCCUUUAUUUUUUGAGUAAUUGUCAUUCAAAAUUUCUAAUUAUUACACUUGCAAAGAAGCUUGUACGGUAAGAACUAGAUCGGUUCAGAUGCAAAUAUUCAUUAUUGAUGUUUUGAAGAUAUAAAGACAAUAGAACAAUUGUACAAA